Molecule: messenger RNA, 1218 nt
Organism: Physeter macrocephalus (sperm whale)
Lineage: Eukaryota; Metazoa; Chordata; Mammalia; Artiodactyla; Physeteridae
Product: sialic acid-binding Ig-like lectin 14
Exons: 7
Biological process (GO): cell adhesion
Cellular component (GO): plasma membrane
Molecular function (GO): sialic acid binding
Source: RefSeq, a predicted model, not a curated record
GGCUACUUCCGGCUGGAGGUGCAGGAGUCCGGGACGGCGCAGGAGGGCCUGUGUGUCCGCGUGCCCCGCUCCUUGUCCUACCCCCGGAGCUACUGGGACGACUCUGUUCCAGCUCACGGCUACUGGUUCCAGGAAGGGGCCAGUAUCGACCAGGAUCCUCCAGUGGCCACAAACAACCCAGGUCGUGGGGUGCUGACGGACACCCAGGGCCGAUUCCACCUCCUUGGAGACCCCCGGACCUACAGCUGCUCCCUGGACAUCAGAGACGCACAGAGGGGAGACACGGGGAGAUACUUCUUUAGGGUGGAGAGAGGGCCUGAUGUGAGAUAUAGUUACACACGGAGCAUGUUCUUCCUGCGUGUAACAGCUCUGACACAGACACCCGACAUCCACGUCCAGGGGACCCUAGAAUCUGGCCGCCCCAGGAAUAUCACCUGUGCAGUGCCAUGGGCCUGUGAGAGGGGGACGCCCCACACCUUCUCCUGGAUCGGGCUUGCCCUCACUUCCCUGCACCCCAAGAGCCCCCAUUCCUCAGUGCUCACCCUCACCCUGGGGCCCCAGGACCACGGCGCCAACCUCACCUGCCGGGUGACCUUCCCCGGAGCUGGCGUGAGCUCGGAGGGGACCGUCAGUCUCAACGUGUCCUGUACUCCACGGAACCUGGACAUUCGUGUCUUCCGGGGAAACAGCACAGUCCCAGAGAUCCUGGGCGAUGCCACCUCCCUUCGAGUCAUGGAGGGCCAGUCCCUUCGCCUGGUCUGUGCUGUCGACAGCAGCCCACCCACCAGGAUAAGCUGGGCCCGUGGGUGCCUGACACUGAGCCCCUCACAGCCUUUGCAUCCCGGGGUCCUGGAGCUGCCCCAGGUGGCCUUAGGGGAUGGAGGAGAAUUAACCUGCCGAGCUCAGCACCUGAGGGGCUCCCUCCGUGUCUCCCUCAACCUAGUUGUACAGGGUGUCUCCUGUUCCUUCCCCCAAGUCUCUGGGGAGCGGAGAGAGGGCUCCUGGCCCCUAGUCCUCACCUUGCUCAGGGGGGCCCUGACGGGGGCUGGUUUCCUUCUCACCUAUGGCCUCACCUGGAUCUACUAUACCAGCCCCAUAGAGGCAUGGAGAUGCUCCAAGGCAGAGUACCAGUCGCAGUGUCUGGGGAACGAGCGUGUCCCAGGGCAGGUCCGAGCGCCUGAGAUGCUCCUCUUGGCCGUGCUGUGGGCCGGUGAGUGA